Messenger RNA from Impatiens glandulifera, 785 nucleotides. RefSeq lists its product as uncharacterized. The transcript has a single exon. NCBI's taxonomy places the organism in Eukaryota, Viridiplantae, Streptophyta, Magnoliopsida, Ericales, Balsaminaceae. Bases 63 to 764 code for a protein of 233 amino acids. The record is from RefSeq and is a predicted model, not a curated record.
UAUCUCUCUCUCAUCUUUAUCUCUCCCAACUCUUUCUCUCUCUACCUCUGUCUGCAACAACAAUGUCCAUCGACUUCUACACAGAGAGUCCUCCACGAAUCUCCUUCUCCUCCGAUCUCCUUCCAAACAAUAACCAAACCCAAAUCACCAACCAAACAGAUCUCACCGAUUUCACCUUCCAUUCACAACCCACAAACGAUUUUCAUUUCACCUUCUCCUCAUCCUCAACCUCCAUUAACGAACCUUCACCCGCCGACGAACUCUUCUCCGGCGGUCUCAUCAAACCCUUAAACUCCAAAACCCAUUCAAAGAAAUCGAUCGAAACAGAAAACCCAGAAACCGAUCAGCCGAUUAAACCAACAACAACAACAAAUAAGUCAAUUUGGGGAAUCAAGAGAAGCAGUAGUCUUCAUUGUGAAGAGAGUAUUCAUAAGAAGAAUAGUUCAUCUUUUUGGUCAUUACCUUUACUUGCUAGAAGCAAUUCAACUGGGUCCGUUUCUGUUUCUGUUCAGAAAAAUGGAUCAAAGGAGAAUCAAAACCAUAGCCAGAAACAACAGAAGCAAAUAAGAAAUUCAUCUUCAUCUUCAUCAUCAUCAUCAUCUACUAAUUCGAGUUUCAGUAUGUAUAAUUUCUCUCAAAAACCUCCAUUGAAGAAGAAUUAUGGGAAUGGAAUUAGGAUUGUUAAUGUUCCUUCCAGCUUUGGGUUUAGUUCUUUGUUCCGUACUAGUAGUAACAAUGGGAAGGAAAGGAAGAACAAGAAAUGAUUUUUAUUUUUUUAUUUGUUU